Molecule: messenger RNA, 984 nt
Organism: Aphanomyces invadans
Lineage: Eukaryota; Oomycota; Saprolegniomycetes; Saprolegniales; Verrucalvaceae
Product: ribosome biogenesis GTP-binding protein YsxC
Exons: 3
Coding region: 18-842 (274 amino acids)
Molecular function (GO): GTP binding
Source: RefSeq, a predicted model, not a curated record
CCAGAAAAUUUGAAGCGAUGGCAAAGCGCGGUGCCAGCAAGUCGUUUCAGGCCCUGCGUUCGCUGAUCAAGGACGUCGACGUGCCUCCACCGCUCAAGCCCCAUGAAGAAUCGUAUGUGAAGAAGAUCUUUGCAUCGACGGUGUCACAGCGCAUGCAAAGUCUGAGCAGAAGUGAAAAAGCUGACUUGCCUGCUUGGGACGGCCCCGAGAUCGCGUUUGCCGGUCGGUCAAACGUUGGAAAGUCUACGCUUAUCAACGCACUAACGUCGUCCACCAUCAUGAAGACUUCCAAGACGCCGGGACGAACUCAGCAGCUACAUUUUAUCUCCGUUGGCGGGCGGGCAGGCACCCAACCUGACAUUGCCCUCGUUGACAUGCCAGGCUUUGGGUUUGCAAAUGCCCCGAAGAGCAUGGUCGACGACUUCCAUCGGCUCGUUGGACGGUAUAUCAAGCACCGCACCAACGCCAACUUGAAGCGCGUGUUCCUCCUCAUCGAUAGCCGCCGUGGCAUCACACCAGUGGACACAGAGUUUAUGGAGUUUAUGGAGAACCUCGGGACGACGUUCCAGCUCGUGUUUACCAAAGUCGACACACUCAGCUCGAGCGGCAUCGAAAAAACAGUCGCGUCCGCGGAAAACUGCAUCCAGAACUUCAUGAUGAUGCACCCGAUCAUGCAUCUCGUCAGCUCCAAGAACAACAUCGGUAUUCGGGAACUGCGCAACGAAGUCGUGAGCUCGAGUGGCUUGCUCUUUGGGCUCCACACCAAAGCCCAGCGACGAGCAAUUCGCGAGCAGGAAGCGGGGUUCCUCGAUAAUUCCACCGUCAAUUCGACCAAGGCCUAAAGAAAGCAGCCCUGUCGUCAUGCAAGGAGAGGCAGGUUUUAUCUCGUGUCGCGAGUGCGGUGUGUCUGGCACGACGUCUGCUCUAGAGUAUAAUAGCGUCGCCAUUGAAAAUGCUCAUCCACAAAUGCCGUGCCCAUCCCCG